Messenger RNA from Phycodurus eques (leafy seadragon), 2353 nucleotides. It is a transcript of the gene mybl2b, whose product is annotated as v-myb avian myeloblastosis viral oncogene homolog-like 2b. NCBI's taxonomy places the organism in Eukaryota, Metazoa, Chordata, Actinopteri, Syngnathiformes, Syngnathidae. Gene Ontology annotation, molecular function: DNA-binding transcription factor activity, RNA polymerase II-specific; RNA polymerase II cis-regulatory region sequence-specific DNA binding. The coding region runs from base 124 to 2010 and encodes 628 amino acids. The record is from RefSeq and is a predicted model, not a curated record. The transcript has 15 exons. Gene Ontology annotation, biological process: regulation of DNA-templated transcription. Gene Ontology annotation, cellular component: nucleus.
CAACAACAUCCGACCGCUUCAUCAAGGCAGUGCAUUCCAAAACAACCGGGACAUUUACGCACAUGACGUGCAAGGGCAGCAUAACAAGCCAUCGGGUCCUAAACAACAGAAAAACGGGGAGCAAUGUCCUGUUGGCCGCGCGGUGAGGAGGGGGAAGACAAUCAGCAUCCUGACACUGAUUCGGAUGUUGCAGAGCAGAAGGAUGGUGGGAAAGUGAAAGUGAGGUGGACACAAGACGAGGAUGACAAGUUGAGGACACUGGUUCAAAAACUGGGACAGAAUGAUUGGAGAAAUGUUGCCAUCCAUAUACCAAAUCGAACUGAACACCAAUGUCAGCAUCGUUGGCUGAAGGUUUUGGAUCCAGAAUUAAUUAAAGGUCCUUGGACAAAAGAAGAAGAUGAAAAGGUCAUAGAGCUUGUAAAUCUCUAUGGUAACAAACAAUGGGCAGUGGUAGCCAAGCAUCUGAAGGGUAGGGUUGGGAAGCAGUGUCGAGAGCGUUGGCACAACCACCUCAACCCCUGUGUGAAGAAGUCUUCAUGGACAGCUGAGGAGGACCUCAUCAUCUAUAAGGCUCACUGUAUCCUUGGAAAUCGCUGGGCUGAGAUAGCAAAGUUAUUGCCAGGAAGGACUGAUAACGCGGUGAAGAAUCACUGGAAUUCAACCAUUAAGCGCAAACUGGAAAUGGGCUUCUAUUCAAGAGAGGAUUUUACACCAAGUGAGCUUGAAGAGGUGUUAGCCCAUGUUAAAGAUGUGCAGAUACCCAAUUGCUCUCAAGAGCCUGCUGACCUGGAUUCAGAGCAGGAAACACAUCCCCCAUUGCAGGAAAUGCCAGACUCAAUCACUGUGAAUGGUGAUGACGAGGCAGGUCCUUCCCGGGUUGUGCCCUCUCCGAAGGAAAGUUCAAGCCCUCUGUCAGAAGCAGACCAUACGGGAGAGAUGAAUUCUACGAACUGGGUUGUGGACAACUCUGGCUUUCUCUCCCCCACGGGACCAGCAUUGAGGGAGGUCCUGGACAUGGUGGAUGGGGACCUCGAUGGCUGGUGUAACCUAGCAGCAUUUGACUUGGCUGAAGAGAGCCCAAGCCCAGAACGCCACCAGUUCCGCCUUGAAGGCAGCGCCCUGCAGGAGUUGAGCAAAUGCAGCAAAGGAGAACUCAUACCGAUCUCUCCUGGUGGGGUCACACCUUCCAUACUGAAUCAUCGAAGUCGGAGACAUUUGUCUCCUGAUGGUAAUAGCUUAAUGACACCGAAGAGCACACCAGUAAAGAUAUUGCCCUUUUCACCCUCUCAAUUCCUGAACAUGUGGACAAAGCAGGAUACUCAUGACCUGGAGAACCCAUCGCUCACAUCCACACCAGUGUGCAGCCAGAAAGCCAUCGUUACCACACCUCUACAGAGAGACAAGACCCCAAUCAAUCUAAAGGAAAACUCAGUAUUCAUUACACCCAACCACAAGUCUGAGCUUUGCACGAUGCCACGCACUCCAACACCGUUCAAAAAUGCCAUGGAGAAAUACGGCCCUCUGCAGCCUCUGCCUCAGACUCCGAACCUUGAGGAGGACAUUAAUGAAGUGAUCCUAAGAGAUGUGGGGAUUGACAUGGCGGCUGAACUUCCAGCUGUUCCUGAGCAAAGACGCAAAGCAAUGCAUCGCCCACCUAUAAAGAAAGUACGGAAGUCAUUGGCACUAGAUGACUGCCAGGUGAUGCCCAAGUCCAAACGCAAAUCUAAGACUGAAGCCAGAAAUUGCUUCAAGGAAGAACCUGUGACUGUUCAUAUAAGCUCCUCAUUUUGUCCUAAAACCCAUGAAAAUAUUUUGGAUCAGGGAUUCCUUUUGGGGCCAAGUGACAGCGCUAUUUUUCCUAGUGUGGUGCCCCCAAUUCCGAUGUCCAAAGAAUGGGAGACCGUUGCAUGUGGACAAACGAAAGAUCAGCUCAUUAUGACAGAGAAAGCUAGGCGCUACCUGCGCUCCUUAAAAGCUCGCACUCCAAACAGAGCUCUGCUGUUGUCCUGAGACUACUUGCACCUUUGUACAAAGUUGUUACACAAACACAACAGAAUGUUCUGUUGUUUGCUGUUGUGUGGUUGUGAAGAAAAGUACUGUAUGCGCCUUGUGAAUGUUAUAAACAUGCUUUAACAAUUUAUUAGUAUUCUACAUGUUUUUACAGUAUAGUUUAAAUUGAUAACAUCUGCAGGGACACAUUGAAAUAUAAGUGCUUUUAGAUUUUUGUCUAAUUCUAAAAGCCACUUAAAGGCCUGAAACCAGUUUAAUUAGAUUUCAUCAGAAUAGCAGUCAAACAUCUUUGUAAAGAAAUAUGAACGUUCAAUGAAGAAAAUCAUGCCUGGAUACUUUUGCA